Drosophila albomicans is the source of this 1861-nucleotide messenger RNA. RefSeq names its product putative phosphatidate phosphatase. The coding region runs from base 656 to 1708 and encodes 350 amino acids. Gene Ontology annotation, molecular function: phosphatidate phosphatase activity. Gene Ontology annotation, biological process: phospholipid metabolic process; signal transduction; phospholipid dephosphorylation. The record is from RefSeq and is a predicted model, not a curated record. The transcript is spliced from 2 exons. Lineage: Eukaryota; Metazoa; Arthropoda; Insecta; Diptera; Drosophilidae.
UCGGCUCAGCACAGUGGCCAAGCGUCGUAAAACCAAUAAACGAUCGAUCGUCGAACAAUUGUCGUUUAUGUUUACGUUUUCAUUUUAAUGCACAUGCUGAUGCGCGGUCCAGUGAAGUGAGCUGCUUCGUGUUCGUUUGUGUGUGUGUGUGUGCAGUUAAAGCGAAAUGAACUGUGCAAAAAAAAAGAGUGGAUCGUAAUAAGAAUGAAUACAAUUGCCCUGCGUCGGCUGCCAAUUGUUGUCUAAUCUAGCCUAAUGCAGAAUACUCCUCAGCUGCCCUCUGUCUAAGCACUCUACUAGAGUAAUAAACUUGCGUUGACGCAGACAGCGAGAUAUAAAGAGUAAGAGCGGGUUGCAGAGAGUGCGCACGAGAGAAAGAGAGACAAUUUUGGGAGAGCGAGAGAAACUUUGUAAACAAACAACAAGAGCGUAUGCGUCGUGGAGCAUGAAAUGAUCGUUAAAUUAAAAGAACGUUACCCACUCGAGGUCGGAUCAGUCAGCCACUGACAACGAACCCGCAACGACGCCAAAACAUAGUUCGACGGGUAUAAAAAAAAAACCAGCAAACGAACCCGAACCCAAAACUUAAUUAGACAGCAUAAAAUUGGAAUAUUAACUAAUUAAAAAAGCAUCGAGACAGUCGACAACAUAAAAAAUGCGCGACGCCGCCAAUGAGGACAACAUCACAACUGGGGUCACUCCAUCCCAGACACAGACACAAACAUCGCGGGAGCGGGAGCGGGAACGGGAAACGGAGCGUACAGCGUUGGCGCAACGGCAACUGACGCGACGCUUUCUCAUCGAGCUGCUGAUCGUGACGGUGCUGGUGAUACCGAUCUGCAUCUUUGAGUUUGCCGUGGAGCCAGUGCGACGCGGCUUCUUCUGUGACGAUGAGAGCAUACGCUAUCCCUUCCACGACAACACAGUGUCGCCUGUGAUGCUGGGACUCCUCGUUGGAGCGUUGCCUCUGCUCAUCCUUGUGCUUGUGGAGUAUGUGCGAUCAAUGCGUGCUGGAGAAUUGACGACGACAGUGCAACUCUUUGGCUGGCAGAUGUCCGCCUGGUAUGUGGAACUAGGCCGGCAAUUUGCCUACUUUGGCUUUGGCAUGCUGCUCACCUUUGAUGCCACCGAGGUGGGCAAGUACACGAUUGGAAGGCUGAGGCCACACUUUAUUGCCGUGUGUCAACCGCAGCUGAGCGAUGGCAGCUUGUGCACCGAUCCCAUCAAUCUGCAUCGCUAUGUGGAGAACUACGAGUGCGCUGGAGAGGGUUACACCAUUGCAGAUGUCCGGCAGACCAGGCUAAGCUUCCCCAGCGGCCAUUCGAGUCUCUCCUUCUAUGCCCUGCUCUAUGUGGCGCUCUAUUUGCAGCGCAAACUCACGUGGAGCAGCUCGAAGCUGGCGCGGCACUUUCUCCAAUUUACGCUCAUCAUGCUGGCCUGGUACACAGCACUCAGCCGGGUCAUGGACAGCUGGCAUCAUUGGUCGGAUGUGUUGGCGGGAUCGCUGAUUGGCGUCGCCGGCGCAUUGAUCACAGCCCAUUACAUUGCUCACUUCUUCAAGCCGCAGUUUCAUGAUGUUGUGCUGGGUUCUGGACUGAGGCGAGAGAAUACAUCGGCCACGCUGCAGGAGGAGGUUUGCCCCGCCACCCCGCCGCCGUAUUGUGUGAACAGCAACUAUAAUGACGAUCAGUAUUGUACCAAAGUAUAAGGCGCAGUUGGCAAAGAUACGAGAUGUGCGAGAUAAAGUGAAAAAUCCACAAAAAUAAAAAACAUUCCAUACCAAAUACAAGAUAGUUAACUUAGUUUAUAGCAAACGUGCCCGUGCUAUUAAUAAAAGAGUUACCUGUGAAGCAAAAUCAAA